AUGGAGGUGAAAAAUUACAAUGGAUGGAGAUUCUGUCCCAGAUGCAAGAAUCUACUCAAACCAUUUCACGAUGGGGCAGAUACUGAGAUAUUACAAUUCAAAUGUAGAAAUCAGGAUUGUGGUGACAAUGGAAUCAUUGAAGUCAAAAUUGAUAAGACAUUAAAUAAAGAUGCUCUUUUGCUUAAAAAGGAUUAUCAAGCAGCUAAAGCAAUUGAUAUCACUGAUAAUACUCUUAUUCUUGAUCCAUCAAUGCCAAGAAAAAGGGUAAUUUGCAACAAAUGCAAUUAUGAUGAGGCAAUCUAUUUUCUCAAAACAGAUAAGAAUGAGAAGGAAAUAAUUAUUCAAUACAUUUGUGCCAAUAAAACUCCAAUCUGUGGAAAUAAGUGGACUUAAAAAGAAAUGAAUGAACCCAAAUUAACUUUAUAAUGA
Paramecium tetraurelia is the source of this 429-nucleotide messenger RNA. RefSeq lists its product as uncharacterized. Gene Ontology annotation, cellular component: RNA polymerase III complex. Lineage: Eukaryota; Ciliophora; Oligohymenophorea; Peniculida; Parameciidae. Gene Ontology annotation, biological process: termination of RNA polymerase III transcription; DNA-templated transcription. Gene Ontology annotation, molecular function: DNA-directed RNA polymerase activity. The transcript is spliced from 3 exons. The record is from RefSeq and is a predicted model, not a curated record.